AAGAUAUUGCGUCAGUUGCCGUGGAAAGAGUGAAGUACAACUGCUCUUGAAGAAAUGUCAGAGAGCUCGAGUGACACGGAGUCCUCUUGCGGAUGGACCAUCAUUAGUAAUGAGGGCUCGGAUAUUGAGACCCUGGGGCCGGAGACUGGGAUCGAACCCUCAGAAAGAGCCCCUGUGCCGGAUCAGACAGCCUCCCUUGGCGCCGAGGGAGAUGUAGAUGUGGGUGAGUCAUCCAUAGAUGUUACCUUGAAGGAAGAAACCUUAGAGAAUGUAGAGUCUUCGCCUGAGGCUGUAAAGGCAGUUGAUGAGCACGUGACUUUGUGCUCCUCUAGCGAUCACUCCGAUAUUGUGACUCUGGAAGAUUCCAGGGAUCAGGGACUGGGGCCUUGGGAGGAACCAUCAGUGAAGGAAGAUGACGAUGAUGAGGCAAGGGACGAAGAACUCUACCUGGGCACGUCCUCCAGCAGCCAGUACACUUUCAGUGCACCUGAGACUGCCGUGUUCCCGGUGGACCAGCCUGCAUCACGAGACUCCAGCAGCAGCAGCAGCGAUGAGACGGAGAGGGAGCAGAGCCCGGUCCCGAGGAGACGCAGGGUGAGGAAGAGCACUGCUGGAUCUGAGCCUGAGGAGACGCAGCAGCAGCAGCAGCAGCAGCAGCACCUCCCAAACCCCAGGGAGCAGCAGGAGCAAGAGGUGGAUGAGGUGGCAGAGCAGCAGGAGCAUGGAGCCGCACCUCCUUCUCCUCCCCAGGGUCAAAUCAGUGGUGCACUCAACAAGUGUAUCCUUCUAGCUCUAGUCAUUGCCAUCAGUACGGGCUUUGGACACUUCUAUGGGACGAUACAGAUCCAGGAGAGGCAGAGGAUGGUGGAGAAAAGCCGUCUGAUGGAGCCGCACGAGAUGAGAGAGUUUCAGCAGUGUCAGAGAGCCCCAGCUGUCGUCAGCAAGGAAGUGAUUGAAAAAGGUUUAAGAGAAGACCAAGUGGAAAAGCAUGAGAUGCUGCACUCCCUGUCAGGGAUUGUGGAUAAGAUAACUAAAGAGAACCAGCAGCUCAGACUCAAACAGGCUGAAUUACAGGCUGAGAGAAAGGACUUGUUUGAACGAUUGAAGCAGACCAAGAGUGAGAUGAACUCUCGUCAACAGCAGCUGACCAUGGAGAACCAGCAGCUGAAGAACAGCCUUGAGCGCGAGGAGGCGUCCCUUUCUGCGCUGCAGGAGGAGCUGAGGCACCUCCGCGCUCAGAUCCGAGAGCUGGAGGAAAAAGGAGCCGGCACGGACCUCAUCCGCUCUGAAAACCAGAAGCUGAAGAACGUCCUGCAAGAGGAGAGGCAGCGAAGCCGUAGCUUCCUCAGCCAAAGGGAGGCGCUGAUGGCCGAGGCCCAGGUGCUGCGUAAAGAGCUCGAUAAAGAACGACAGGUGACGGACAGGCUGAAGGAGGAGCUGAACAACAGGGACAGGUCAGGGGCAGAUCCUGAAACGGAGCAGCUUCAAACGCGUCUCCAGGAACUGGAGAAGAAGCUGAGCUUUGAGCAACAACGUUCUGACCUGUGGGAGAGACUCUACGUGGAGAGUAAAGAGGAGAGGUCCAAAGGAGACAGGCACCCUAAAUCGAAACGACCCAAAGAGAGCAUGAUAGGCAAAGUGAAGGAGACUUUCGACGCAGUGAAGAAUUCCACCAAAGAAUUUGUCCACCAUCACAAAGAGCAAAUCAAGAAAGCCAAAGAGGCAGUGAAGGAAAACCUCAGGAAGUUUUCAGACUCUGUCAAAUCCACGUUUCGUCACUUCAAGGACUCCGCGUCGCACGUGUUCGGUAAGGGCAGGCAACCUCAGGAGAGGAAGUUUCACGAGAGGAAAGACCCUAAACCCGAGCAGCAGGAUCAUCACCAGGAGCGUUUUAAACAGCCGAGAGACAAAAAGGCAGACGACGCCUCAUGGCAUUCCCAUAGGCCUUUGCAUCAACACCCCCGUAAAUCCACCACUGACUCCUUUCAUCAGGCAGGAGGGCGUGGCACACAUAGGUUCUCAGAUACACGCAAGGACCAAAGAGGAAUACCUAAGGGAUGCUCUGGAGUGUUUGACUGCGCUUACCAAGAGUCCAUGAGCCUCUUCAACAAGGCUAUGGAUCCCAUUCGAGCAGACGAAUUCAACCAGCUUCUUCAAAGCUACCUACAGCAGUCGGUCGGUCAUUUCCACCACUGGACAGAGUUAGAGAACUUCAUCAAUAAUUUUUUCCAUAACGGUGUCUUCAUUCACGAUCAGAUGCUGUUUACAGACUUUGUCAGCGGCGUUGAGGACUACUUGGAAGACAUGGAAGAGUAUCAGAGCCAUGCGGAUGAUGUAUUUGAAGAUCUAGAUGAUUUUAUCUACAGGCAUUUCUUUGGAGAGACUUAUUCAAAACGAUAUGGGCCAAGUAGACCCUUUGAAGGGCCUGUUUCGAAGAGUAAAGCGGACAGAGAGGCCAGACAGCAGCGAAAGCAUCAUCAUCAUCAUCAUCAUCACCAGUCUCGCCCCCAGCUACAGAAAGAGAGGAAGUGGACUAGACCAGGACGGGGUUCAGACAGACACAUAGCAAACGUCAAAAUAGAACUGGGUCCUAUGCCCUUCGACCCAAAAUAUUAAAUCGAAAGAGAAAAAUAAGAUAAAAGUCUUAGAGUUUAUAUCUUAUUAUUAGAGCUUUGACACUGAAGUACACUUCUGGCUAAAACAUGCUUUUGGUGUGAUCUUUGAAAGGCUGCAGUUGCCCUUUUCAUGACUUUUAUGCGGAAACUUGUACCGUUUUGUUGAAUGCUUCGUUGGUUCUUCUGUGCAAGUUGUGCUAAGUUUGUGCUAAUGUGUUGGGUUUUAGCAGAACUUCUCUGAUGCUGUCUGAAUGUAAAGAAUUUGAGCGAUCUGAUUUGUCAACUUGAUAUUAGGUUAUCAGAGUAACCCAUACAUAGCUUAUAAUAAAUUACAGAGGAAAUAAAAGAAAAGAAAAUAAUAAUGGCAAUGCAAGUUGAACUCUGGAGCAUUGGAGAAAUAGAGGAAAGGAAAAAUAGUUAAAUAACGAACGAGGACCAAACUAGUGAUCACAGUAAGAUGUAUGAGACAGCGCAUUAUUUCAUCUCAAGCACAUUUGGGUUAUUGAAUCUAUAUGCAUUACAAUCGAUUGUGGAAAUAAGUCUGUUUAGUUGUUUUGUACUGCUGCUACUUGUCAACACUGACCAGAGAACUGUUUGAAACGUGUUGUGACUUGCAUAUAGAGUGCAAUGUUUCCUUUUGCAUUAAUUAAUUAAUUAUUUGCUACGUAACAUUCCAAUUGUAGCUCGUUUUCCAUGAGUCUGGAAAUUGUUUGUUGCUUGAUGUGAUGCAAAUGAAUCGGAAUGCAUUUAAAUGAAUCGAGUCAAUUAAAAAAAAAAAAAGACG
Messenger RNA from Chanos chanos (milkfish), 3399 nucleotides. RefSeq names its product cell cycle progression 1 (gene ccpg1). NCBI's taxonomy places the organism in Eukaryota, Metazoa, Chordata, Actinopteri, Gonorynchiformes, Chanidae. The transcript is spliced from 10 exons. Bases 55 to 2616 code for a protein of 853 amino acids. Gene Ontology annotation, cellular component: membrane. The record is from RefSeq and is a predicted model, not a curated record.